GCGCGCUGGGCGUGCGAAAGAUCAACAGCUCCGGGGAUAGUGGGCUACGCGUGGGAUGGGAUGAGGGUCCCCGACGGUUUCACGCGGGACCUGUGGACGCGGCUGAGGUAGCGGGGGUCGCACCGGGGACCUGCAGACAGCGCCCGGAGGUCGGGCGGGGGUGAGGGGCGCACACGGGACCUGCGCACUGCGUCUCGGGGGCGCACUGAGCACCUGUUGGGAGUUGGGGGCCCGCUGGGGACCUGCAGACUCCGCCCGGGGAGGACGGGGUGGGGGACGCGCUCACGGCGGCGUGGUGUUUGCAGGUUUGUAUGCGCAAGGGGGAGGGCGAAGCGUGGCAGGAGGGCGAGGCGAGGGAAGGAGGGCGUGAGAAAGGAGGCGGCGGCGGCGCGGAGGAGGGUUAUCUAUACAUUUAAAACCAAACCGCCUGCGCCGCGCUGGGGAGACCUGGGGAGCGUCCGGCCGCACGCGCGGGACACGAGCGCCCCACGCUCUCAGGCGCGCACGGCCUGCCACCUCUUGGCCCCCUGCGCCCCGCUCUCCUUGGGCCCCAGACGACCCGGGACGCGUACCUUGGCGAAUCGCUCCGCGGCACAACGCCCGGGGCCCUCUCGGGGUUGUAUCGGCCUCCCACCGACUCCCGUUCCUCUGUCCGCCCCACCUGCUGCGCGCGGGGACUCGGAGGAAUCGCGCGGCGAGUGGAUGCGGGCGCGAUGGACAGCGGCGCACUGCUCCGGCCCGCGCCCCCCGUGCCUGGUGUCUCCGGCGGCUGCGUCGCUCGGCGGCGACCCACAUCCCCAGCACUGCUGCGCUGCAGCCGGCGGCGACGGCCCGGCGCAUCGGAGACCGGGGGCGGCGCGGCGGCCGUGGCGCGGCGCAAUGAGCGCGAGCGCAACCGCGUGAAGCUGGUGAACUUGGGGUUCCAGGCGCUGCGGCAGCACGUGCCGCACGGCGGCGCCAGCAAGAAGCUGAGUAAGGUGGAGACACUGCGCUCAGCCGUGGAGUACAUCCGCGCGUUGCAACGCCUGCUGGCGGAGCACGAUGCCGUGCGCGCCGCGCUGGCCGAGGGGCUGCUGGCACCAACAGCCGCGCGGCCCCCCGCAUCCAGCGGGCCUCCCGGGACCCCCGCCGCCGCCGCCGCCGCCUCGCCUUCCUGCGCCUCGUCGUCCCCGGGCCGCGGGGGCAGCUCGGAGCCCGGUUCGCCACGCUCCGCCUACUCCUUGGACGACAGCGGCUGCGAGGGCGCGCUUAGCCCCGUGGAGCGCGAGCUGCUCGACUUCUCCAGCUGGUUAGGGGGCUACUGAGCGCCAUGUCCCCGAGGUAACCUCCGGCGGCGGGGAAGACGGGGGGUCGCAGCAGGGGCAGCCGGGCGGGGUGGAGGGGACAGCCCCGCCGCACGCACCCCCGAGAGCAGCCGAGCCCAGCGCCAGGCCCGGGUGAGGGCUUCGAUUUCGCUCACUCUUCAUUUUCCCCAAACUUUGUCAAGCCUGUGCAAGACAGGCGUUUGUUUGUCCGGGAUUGCAAAACUUCCUCCCGCUGCCGCGCCGAAGGGGGAGCAGGGAGGGGGGCCCUCGGGCGGGUGAGGC
Messenger RNA from Panthera uncia (snow leopard), 1586 nucleotides. It is a transcript of the gene ASCL2, whose product is annotated as achaete-scute family bHLH transcription factor 2. Bases 714 to 1304 code for a protein of 196 amino acids. Lineage: Eukaryota; Metazoa; Chordata; Mammalia; Carnivora; Felidae. Gene Ontology annotation, molecular function: protein dimerization activity. The transcript has a single exon. The record is from RefSeq and is a predicted model, not a curated record.